AUGACGAAUGGUUCUGUCGAUAGGAAAGGAAACCUUACGAAGCUCACAGGAAGAGCUCUGUUUGAAAGUAUUGGCUCUCCUACCAAGAUUGUAGCGCCCAUGGUUGAUCAAUCAGAACUCGCAUGGAGAAUUCUCUCGAGGAGAUACGGUGCCACAUUAGCAUAUACACCGAUGUUUCAUGCCAAAUUGUUCGCAACAUCAGAAAAAUACCGUAAAGAUAUGUGGUGUAGUAUAGAUGGUGAUAAAAAGGUAGACAGACCACUUGUUGUCCAAUUUUGCGCCAAUGACCCAGAAUAUCUCCUUGCUGCUGCUAAGCUUGUUGAAGAUAAAUGUGACGCUGUUGAUUUAAACUUGGGAUGCCCUCAAGGUAUUGCCAGAAAAGGUAGGUACGGUUCAUUUUUGAUGGAAGAUUGGGAUUUGAUUUUUAAGUUGAUAAGGACUUUGCAUGACAAUCUCAAUGUUCCUGUUACAGCCAAAAUUCGGGUCUUUCCAGAUCGCGAGAAAACUUUGAAAUAUGCAAAGAUGGUUUUGGAUGCAGGCGCACAGUUUUUGACGGUUCACGGAAGACUGCGAGAACAGAAGGGUCAAAAAACAGGACUAGCUGACUGGGAUAUCAUUAGAUAUUUGAGGGAAAACUUGCCAAAAGAAACAGUUUUUUUUGCCAACGGUAAUAUUUUGUAUCCAGAAGACAUUUCAAGAUGUAUGAACUACAUUCACUGCGAUGGUAUCAUGAGCGCUGAGGGAAACUUGUACAAUCCAGGGGUAUUUUGCGCGGAUUUUGACUCUAAUAUUGAAAUGUCUUAUCCUAGAGUGGAUAAAUUGUUGAGGGAAUACUUUGAUAUAGUGAAAAGCUGUGAAGGUUCGCAAGCCUCUAAGAUUGCCAUGAAGUCCCAUUUUUUCAAAAUUUUGAGGCCAUUUUUGCCUGUUCAUACCGAUGUGAGAGCCAGCCUUGCAUCCAUGACAGCAAAGACACCUUUUGAAGAAUGGGACGAUAAAGUAGUCAGGCCUGUGGAAAAAAUCGUCCAAGACAUUUUCAAACAACCCGAUAUUGAAGAGAAAGAUAAAGUAAUUACUGGUGAGAUAGAACUAUGGGGUGGUGCUUACAAAACUAUUCCAUACUGGAGGUGUCAGCCGUACUUUAGGCCUGUAAAUGGUGUCACAGGUGAUAAGAGAAUCGUAGAGACACUGAAGAGUAAGAAAUGUGAAAGUGAAUCAUCUAAUAUUGACGAAGAGGAACUUAAGAAACGCAAGGCCGAAGAAGUAUUAGAGUCAAAGAACCAGAAGAAGGAGUUGAAGGUGUAA
Molecule: messenger RNA, 1302 nt
Organism: Lachancea fermentati
Lineage: Eukaryota; Fungi; Ascomycota; Saccharomycetes; Saccharomycetales; Saccharomycetaceae
Source: the annotation of a GenBank genome assembly